Molecule: messenger RNA, 3021 nt
Organism: Pogona vitticeps (central bearded dragon)
Lineage: Eukaryota; Metazoa; Chordata; Lepidosauria; Squamata; Agamidae
Source: RefSeq, a predicted model, not a curated record
CCCCCACCCCGGAUGGACGGACGGACAGACAGAUGAGGUGCUGGUGCCCCCGUUCCCUCAAGAAGCCACACUGGACUCCGUGGGCAGGCCUGCCCGUGUUCCCAGAGGCCACGCGAUGGCAAACCACCUGUUGUUGUUUUUUAAGGCUUUGUUGCAGGGUUGCUUUUGCCCCCCCCCCUCAAACCUUGAGAGCAGAACCUUUUUAGCCUAAAACCAAACCCCCUGAAUCUACUUGGAAGAGAGGCUGGCUAGCUGGCUGGCAUACCUGGGACUUCUCUGCCACAGCCAGCUAGGCGACCCCAGGAGCCCGUGGCAACGGCCAUGAGAAAAUGCAUCUUCCCUGAGCAGGUGCAGAGUGCCUUUUCCUCAUCGCAGACCAACCUAACCUGCCCCACCACCACCACCGUGCAACAAAGAUUCCACUUGUGUCUCUCAGUCUGGAUUGUGCCCCAGCUCCUCUCUUUCUAGGGGCAAGGAGGGAAGAACCCUGGAGGAAGGGGCAGCCCUGCUCUAGAGUGUGCUGCGGACCCUCACAAUUCUGCCAGUCAAGGACCUGACCAGCAGCCAUGAAGACACGGCUUAUCCUACAAGCCCUCAUGGUGUAACACAGGCCAUCUGUAGCAGAAGCCAUCUCUCUGUUGCCCCAGAGUCAUAUGCAAGUGUCAGCAGGAUCAUGAGCAGCAGAUAAGCCUGCAGCAAUCCCUGCUAGCUGGAUCUUCUUUAUAUGCUGUAUAGAUACAUUCACCAUCUCUGGCUUAUUUCCUCUUGUUUUCCACUUUGUGGAUGCAGGUGGAAAGACCAGGUAAAGUCUAUUUCAGUUAAUGACAUAAAUGUUUACCCGGCCCAUCAUCCUUGCGUCACAAUAUGACACAAGCCUGCGGGACGGUACAUCCAUGCCACCCACCGCAAUGGUGUGACAGAGCCUCAUAUGCACUCGUCAGCUCAGCAACCCAUGCCUUCUGCUGCUCUAUGCGAUACGCCUACACAGCCUGGUGCCCGCACUCCUCUGUCGUCGUUGGAACUGCUGUUAGAAAGUCUUGGCAUGAAAGAAGAACCACCAUUUCUUUGGGAGAACAUGAGCUUUGUGUUGAUACGAACCACAGUCACCAGCAGACACAGGAAGUAAAACUGUGCUCUCAUCAGACUGCUUUGCAUUGUGGCUGCACACUAGCAGCAGCCCAAGAAGAAGCGCCGCAGUUCCUCCACGGAGACCCUCGAAAACCAGAAGGGCAGAGGAGACUCCAUCUCUUUCCAGAUCUUCCCUCCUGAACUGCUGUACUACAUCACUUCCUUCUUGCCGGUGAAGGACAUCAUUGCUCUGGGCCAGACCUGCCGGUAUUUCCAUGAGGUCUGCGACAGUGAGGGGGUCUGGCGGCGCAUCUGCCACCGUCUCUCCUCCCGGCUGCGGGACGAGAACAUGGGCGGAAAUCGACCGUGGAAGAGAUCGGCCAUCCUCAACUAUGUUCAGUGGUCGCCGGCACUUUGUCAGCAAGACGGUGGCCCCACUUUUCUCGCAUGGCUACCGUAAGUUCCUGGCCACGAAGGACCAUGUCUUCAUCCUGGACUACAACGGCACCCUCUUCUUCUUCAAGAAUGCUCUGGUCUCCUCCAGUCUGGGCCACGUCCAGUGGCGUCGGGCCUGCCGCUUUAUGUUGCUAUGCCGCACUGCCAAGGAUUUUGCCACGGACCCUCGGAGCGACACGGUGUAUCGCAAGUACCUGUACGUCCUGGCGACCCGGGAGCAGCCGGUCGCGGGUGCCACGAAGCGUGGCGAGGGCUCUGGUGUGGCUCCUGCCAGCAGCCGCCUUUGCGAUUGCGUGGAGGUCUAUUUGCAAUCCAGCGGACAGCGGGUGUUCAAGAUGACCUUCCACUUCUCCAUGAAGUUCAAGCAGAUUGUGCUGGUGGGGCAGGAGACAGAGAGGUCACUCUUGCUCCUGACAGAGGAAGGGAAGAUCUACAGCCUCGUGGUGAACGAGACCCAGCUGGACCAGCCGCGCUCCUACACGGUGCAGCUGGCGCUGCGCAAAAUCUCCAAGUGCCUUCCUCACCUUUCCGUCUGCAACAUGCACUCCAACCAGAGCAGCACAGUCUACCUCACAAAUGAGGGCACGGUCUAUUUUGAGGUCCACUCGCCCGGGGUUUACCGAGAUCUUUUUGGCACCCUGCAUGCCUUUGACCCCCUGGACCAGCAGAUGCCCUUGGCUGUCUCCCUCCCUGCCAAGGUGCUCAGCUGUGCCCUGGGCUACAACCACCUGGGGCUCAUGGAUGAAUUUGGCCGGAUUUUCAUGCAAGGGAACAACCGCUAUGGUCAGCUGGGCACGGGUGACAAGAUCGACCGUGGAGAGCCAGCCCAGGUGCACUACCUCAAGUGUCCUGUCGACCUCUGGUGUGGCCUCAACCACACCCUGGUGCUGAGCCAGAGCGUGGUGGAUUUCAGCAAGGACCUGAUGGGCUGCGGCUGUGGAGCUGGGGGGCGCCUCCCCGGAUGGCCCAAAGGCAGCGCUUCGUUCGUUCGCCUGCAGAUCAAGGUCCCACCGUGCGUCCGCCGCGUCUGCUCCACCCGUGAGUGCCUCUAUAUGCUGUCCAGCCACGACAUUGAGGAGGCCGACGCCUACCGUGACCUGCCCGCCAGCAAGGCCGGAGUGCCACCCAGUGACAUGGAAUCCCUCGCUGCCCGGUCAUGCGAGGAGUACCUGAGCCAACUGCACAAGUGCCCGACGCUGGAAGGGCGCACGGCCAUCAUGAAGGAAGCCGUCGGCAGCAUGCCCCUCAUGACGUUCCAGAAGGAUUUUUUCUGGGAAGCUUUGGACAUGAUCCAACAGGCAGCUAGACUGCGAGAAGCCCCUCCUUCCAGCUAGGCCACAGAUCAUGCUUUCUUUUCACCCCCUUCCUGCUGACCCUGAUUUUCACCCCCCCAGCCCCCUCCCCCGCUUAUACACCUCUUGAAUCAUGAUUAACAGAUAGAGAAGACUUCACCCUGAACCACUGAGAGUAAAUAAACCACAGACCUGACACAGUUGU